Molecule: messenger RNA, 1722 nt
Organism: Dothidotthia symphoricarpi CBS 119687
Lineage: Eukaryota; Fungi; Ascomycota; Dothideomycetes; Pleosporales; Dothidotthiaceae
Exons: 1
Coding region: 1-1722 (573 amino acids)
Biological process (GO): karyogamy involved in conjugation with cellular fusion; nuclear membrane fusion involved in karyogamy
Cellular component (GO): endoplasmic reticulum membrane
Source: RefSeq, a predicted model, not a curated record
AUGCUCACAACUCUCCUUUUCCACUCUCCAGCCAUAUCGGCCUAUCAUCACUCUCCGUCCGGAAAUGCGGCUCCAAGCAUGAACGCUGACCUUGAUACGCUCUUCCAGUACACGACGUCUCGAAACCACAAAGUCAUAUCACAGGCUGUCGAGUUCGUUGUUUCAAUGCAAACAGCGCCGACGUGCACUCGAAUGGCCGCCUCGCAUCUCAUGAACGAAUGCAAACUACUUGAGAAUGCACCAGAAUUUGCGAAAACACGUCCAGAGGCAUACUUGGACAAUGUCAAAACUGAAUACGCGGCCAAGCUGGCUGUUUGCGAAUUACUGAGCGCUCAACCUCAUACAAGCAAUCCACUCCCCCCUGCACAUUGUGAUAUUUUUGUUCCAUCGUCGAGGGCAUGUGGCAAGGGUGGUAGUUGGUGGUACAACUCGAAGCCAACGACUUCGGACGACAAGCAGUGCUACCCUGAUUUCAACGGUUACCAGUAUAGCCAGUGUUUGAAAACGCUUCAAUCGUCGCCACAAUAUUGGACCUCGUUCAGCAAUGCGCGGCAGAACGCGGUUGUUAUGUGCCAGGCAAGCAGAGAUGCUAUUGAGAGGGAGAACCAUCUGGAGAUUUUCAAGAACUUGACGCAAGUUAUGAGUGCCGUCUCAUCAACCAUGAAGGAUACCACUGAAGAAUACGAAUCUUUGGUCAGAGAUCAGAAGGAGUUUGCUAAUGCCAUACGCGAGGCCCAAGAGCAAGCCAAACAAGACAUACAGGAUGUGCACGACAAGGCCAUUGCAACCGUCGGAUCGCUCGACAACAAGUUCCAUUCUUUCAUGGACAUAUCGAUUACCGGUCUUAUUCAGGCACUUACUCAAGGUCAGAGCGACGCCAUUAUUCGGAUACGUGAGGAGAUGCAGCUGUUUUCCCAAGAUAUGAUCCUAGAAAGUUCAGGUAUGGCAAAGUCUCUGACGGGCGAACUCCAGAAGCACCACGAUCGAGCUCUGAUCAGUCUUCAAAUCAACCACGAAGCGCAGCUGGACAGUUAUAAUGUUUUGUCUGAUUACAUGGGCGAGAUUCACCAUGCCGCAAUGAAGAUCAACCACACUACCAACUCGUCAUUGACGAAGAUUGAUACUAUUCAGCAGCGUUUGGAAACCCUUUCGAGCAGGGCAGAGCAUAUCGCGAACGGUUUCGCAUUCUUCAGCGGGAUACCAGACUUCAUCACAUCUCUUGUCCGCACCCUUAUUGCUACAGCAGGUAUCUUGUUCUUAUUCGCCUUGCUCUACAAGUUCAGCAGGAAGCUUGCUGUGCAUACUGCGGGUGCAUGCAGCUCAGCGUAUCUCCUCCACAUUUGCGGCGUAUAUCAAUGGCUCGGCAACGCCUUCUCUCGCACAGCAGAUGCCCACGCCCAUAGCCAACGCAUCCUCCCUUCAAUCACCGAUCUGUCCGCCACACAAAGAGGCGCAGCCAUCAUCCUUCUUCUCUGGGCCUGCGCAUACCCGGUGUCGCAGGUCAACUCAUUCUUCGGUCACCUUCUCGGCACUACCCUCAACCGACUCCUCAGCGCAUACUGGAUCCGCCAGUACCAGAACGAAGGCGGAGUCGGCUUUCUGCCCAGUGUUGAGAUCCCUGACAAGAUUCCACAGCGCAUGGUUGACUUGUCCGGUAACAACUUCCGUCCCAUCAGGCCUCUGGGAUUCGAGCGGGAGGCGUCGUGCCCGGUCGAGGCGUAG